Castor canadensis (American beaver) is the source of this 4700-nucleotide messenger RNA. RefSeq names its product exocyst complex component 6B (gene Exoc6b). Lineage: Eukaryota; Metazoa; Chordata; Mammalia; Rodentia; Castoridae. The record is from RefSeq and is a predicted model, not a curated record. Gene Ontology annotation, biological process: intracellular protein transport; Golgi to plasma membrane transport; exocytosis. Gene Ontology annotation, cellular component: exocyst; membrane.
GCAUUAUCCAGCACUGAAAACUCUGGAACAUCUUGAACAUACCUAUCUGCCUCAAGUAAGCCACUAUCGAUUCUGCAAGGUGAUGCUGGACAACAUCCCCAAGCUUCGAGAAGAAAUAAAGGAUGUUUCUAUGUCUGAUCUCAAAGACUUUCUGGAGAGCAUCCGCAAGCAUUCGGACAAAAUUGGAGAGACUGCCAUGAAGCAAGGUGCCCGAGAAACAUUUGAGAACUAUUACCGAAAACAGAGGCGGAAACAGGCUCGUUUGGUACUCCAGCCUCCAUCUAACAUGCAUGAAACUUUAGAUGGCUACAGGAAGUAUUUUAAUCAAAUUGUAGGAUUUUUUGUGGUUGAAGAUCACAUUUUACAUACAACCCAGGGCUUAGUAAAUAGAGCAUACAUUGAUGAGCUGUGGGAAAUGGCACUUUCAAAAACCAUUGCAGCACUCCGUACUCACUCGUCUUACUGCUCUGAUCCAAACCUUGUGUUAGAUUUGAAGAACCUUAUUGUGCUGUUUGCUGACACGCUUCAGGUGUAUGGUUUUCCUGUAAAUCAACUUUUUGACAUGCUGUUAGAAAUAAGAGACCAAUAUAGUGAAACUCUGCUGAAGAAGUGGGCAGGUAUUUUCAGAAAUAUACUUGAUUCUGACAACUAUAGUCCCAUACCAGUAACAUGUGAAGAAAUGUACAAAAAGGUGGUAGGACAGUUCCCAUUCCAAGAUACAGAGUUGGAAAAGCAAUCGUUCCCAAAAAAGUUUCCUUUCUCUGAAUUUGUGCCUAAAGUUUACAACCAGAUUAAAGAAUUUAUUUAUGCCUGUCUGAAGUUUUCGGAAGAUCUUCAUCUAAGCUCCACUGAAGUUGAUGACAUGAUUCGUAAAUCCACAAACCUGCUGCUGACUAGGACUCUGAGCAACUCUCUACAAAAUGUGAUUAAAAGGAAGAAUAUUGGGCUUACUGAGCUUGUCCAGAUUAUUAUCAAUACAACCCACUUGGAGAAAUCCUGUAAAUAUUUGGAAGAAUUCAUCACCAAUAUCACUAAUGUGCUUCCAGAAACAGUCCACACCACAAAGCUCUAUGGUACUACAACUUUUAAGGAUGCUAGGCAUGCUGCUGAAGAAGAGAUUUAUACAAACUUAAAUCAGAAGAUUGACCAGUUUCUGCAGCUGGCAGACUACGACUGGAUGACAGGAGAUUUAGACAACAAAGCAAGUGAUUAUCUAGUAGACCUCAUUGCCUUUCUGCGUAGCACCUUUGCUGUUUUCACACACCUUCCUGGAAAGGUGGCCCAGACAGCAUGUAUGUCAGCUUGCAAGCAUUUAGCCACAUCCUUGAUGCAACUUUUGCUAGAAGCUGAAGUAAGGCAGCUCACCUUGGGAGCAUUACAGCAGUUCAACCUGGAUGUCAGAGAAUGUGAACAGUUUGCCAGAUCCGGCCCGGUGCCUGGGUUCCAGGAGGACACGCUGCAGUUGGCCUUCAUCGACUUGAGACAACUUUUGGAUCUCUUCAUUCAGUGGGACUGGUCAACCUACCUUGCUGACUACGGGCAGCCCAACUGCAAGUACCUCCGGGUAAACCCAGUAACAGCUCUGACCCUGCUUGAGAAGAUGAAGGAUACUAGCCGCAAGAAUAACAUGUUUGCACAGUUUCGGAAAAACGAGCGAGACAAGCAGAAAUUGAUUGACACUGUGGCCAAGCAGCUCCGAGGACUCAUCAGCAGCCACCACUCGUGAAGGCUGGCCUUGGACCCACAGAGGCUACUUGCUGCAGUCCUGCAGUUUAGGAUCCAGCACAGGCUGGUCCUGCUUUUGUGCAUUCUUCCUCAAAGAGAGCAUAUGUAUUUUUUUAUUAACCCCUGUACAGUAUUCACAUAACCUGUCCCUACAGUAAAAAGAGGCACAAGAAGAAGCAAGUACAUGAGAUGUUGCUAGUUAGUAACUCGGGGGAAAUUACUACUACACUAUCCGUAUUAUCCUAGGAAGGUGGCAUCAUCAAUCCCAGUGUGGUAAACCACCUCUCAUCUAUUCAUGGCUCUAGAGUUUAGGUCUGGGGCCCAAGAACUACACAAAGUGGAUGCUUGGCCCUGGGAGGAAAAGUGAGUAAGCAAAAGGAUAAUGAAGUAUAUCCUGUUUGUUCUUGGAUGCCCCAUUCACCACACAGAUGAGGCUGAUCUUUCUUGACACAAGAAAAGGGCCUGGCAAACGUUACUACUUAACACACUAAAGACAGCACACAGUUGUACAUCUGCUAUCUCCUGCAUCUGAAUAAGUAUAUGUAGCAAGAUGACAGCUUCACUCCAGUCCCCUCUGGAUGGCAGUUGCAUUUGCCCAGAUCUGAACCAGGGCUUUUACUGCUUAUUUUUCUGGGGCAGCAUAGAACUGAGUAGGCAGUGGUAAUUACCGGACCCCAUGAUGACCUGCAGGUUUCUUCCAUACUGGAAGUAUUGAGUCUCAGCCUAAGAAGUUUUUCUGAAUCUUGAAAGCCAUUUUGAAUCAGCACCUUGCCUCUUUUCCAUUCAUCUCAUUUUCUUCUUUGAUGGUCAGAGCACUUGAUUCAGGAAUCUCAGACUUGUCUCCUCCAACAACAUCACUGAGAUUGGUUGGAUCUCAUACAUCUGAAAAUGAUCCUCUACUCUUAGAUAAGACCUGAAGCUUGCUUGGGAUUAUCCAUAUUUUAAAAACAGCUUCCUGGCCACCAUCCUUAAAGGAAAUGUCACUGGCUAUGCACUGUGGAGGCACCUAUGGCUGGAAAAGAUGCCUCUAAGGAUGGAGCCAUCAUCACCAUGAAGUUAAGACAGGACCAACUAUGGCUAGUGGUUUGUUGCCACUGGCCCAACCAUUGUUUACUGAGUUAUUUCCUAGAUAUGAAGCUCUUCUUGAUCAGCCCCAAGGCUUCCAUCCUCUUCUGAGAUCACCAAAGCCAUCUUUCAGCCUCAUUUGAGAAUGAUUGCCUAUAAUUCUAUCCCCCAAACUCUGGAGUCUUUGCCAGCUUAGCUUAGAGGCUAUGCCCAGUAUUCCAUAAGGACCCCUAAAAUUUAAUUGAAGGACUUUGCUGUGAGGUCAGACUGAGGAACCUAUACUGUAAGACGCUUCUGAAAGAUGCUAUUGUUGCUACUGUUAAGAUUAUUUGCAUCAUCAAGCAGUGACAAAUAAGCCACACAGGCAUUUCCAGCUAGGACGCAUGGGAGGAAAGAUUCAUCAAACAGUUUUUUCACUACCUUUCUCAGCUACUGGGUUGUUUCUGGGGAGAGCACACUUCCCUUUUUUGUUUCCCAUCCCUGCCCUCAUCGUAUCCUACCACAUCUUGGAAACCAUGAGGAAGAGAAUAUGCACACAGUUGUACAGCCCUCCUCAAAGCUGAAAAGACCAGGCUGCAUGUGAGUUCUGCAGAAGCCUGACAAGGCUCAUCUUGAGGGAUAGCCAAUUUUAGAAUGAGGGUCAGGGAACAGCAGUGGCACCCAAAACUUGAUAAACCAAGGGAAGACAGGGGCCUAUUGGAAUAAGACCCAAGAUAGCAUCUCUAAGCCAUGGGUUUAGUUGGAAAGGGUGAGAAAUGAUUACACUAUCUGAAAUCUUAUUUCCUGAAAAGCAACCAAAAUACCCUUUCACUAAUAACAGUUUAAAGUAAGAUCUAUUCAACUUUCAGUGCCGGGACUUGGAAUGCAAUGGAAAGAUCUCAAGCAUGUUCACAACAUUGUCUUUUUAGAGUCAUUAUUGCUGAUCUGCUAUUCAGUCUCUACUCUGGAAAAAGUAUGCCAUAGAGGAAAAGGUGAACAGGGUAGAGGAAUAGGGGCUACUCUACCUUCGACAUGGAAGACCUGCUAAAGAUAAAUCUAACUCAAGAUUCAUAAGGAUGAACCCUUGGUGUAUCUGCUCUUCCCUCUUAGUCUGCCUGUAAUCUUCCCUAAGAAAACAAAAAACCAACAUGCUGCUUCUGAGUUGUAUGUAGAGACAUGCUUUUGGAGGACCAGGGAAGAUAAAAACAGGGACCAGCAAUGUUGAAGUUUUUUUAAUUGAUAAAGUAUGAAUUUUUUAGUUUUGUCUAUAACUGAAUUAACCCUUGAGAAGAUUUGUGAAAAGCAUGUGUGUCCACACACCCCUCUUGAUCCUCAGAUCUUGCCUCAAAUGUCUACAGACCUAUAAGUGCCCUGGAGGGUCUAUAGCAGGGUGAGAACAUGGGUGGCUGUCACCAUGAACCUAUGGCCAAGUUCCUGGGAAAACCAGGUCCAUGUUCCUGAGGAAUCUAGUUUAGGACCCUACUAGGUUUCAGCAGUAAUAGAGACAGCUUGCUUAGUUUUAACAUUCAUAGGAAGAUCUCUUUGAGGAGACUAUAUGAAGCUAUUGGGGUGGGGACAACGGGACCUGGACAUUGGGAACUAGUAGAGUCCCUGUUGGCAAAAGAAUGUACAACCUCCAGGGAGUGCUCCCCAGUGAUUAUAUUGCAUACCAGGCCUCACAGUCUCCCAGUCCUCAAAGUCAUCCUAGAUUCUCUGCAUAUUUACUCAGCAAGUCCCAGACCCAGGGGCACAUGACUUUCCUCUUCAGUCCUCUAAGCACCCUCUGUGACAGCUUCAGAAAUCCCCUUCCCUGAGCCUCCCUUCUCCCAGGACUCCUUUUUGUCUAUUUCCUUUGCCUCUAUUUCUCUCUUGCUCUCUUUUCUUUCCUUUCUCCCACUUUUCCUUCCUCCCUCCUUUCCUUCCUUCCGGGU